GCGCGCCCUCUACUCCACGUGCACUCACAGCUGAGCCUUUUUCUUUACGUCAAGGCGGACAGGAUUCAGGAAUGAGAAGCAAAUGUGAUGGCACUCUGAUUGACAUGGAUUUCACCCGGAGAGYAGAGCUGAUCUCAUGGCAGACAUCAUCUGAUCCACUGUGAGGACUAAAACGACCAGAAGAGGACUGGAGAUGACACAACAGCAGCGGACAUCGCUGCUCGCCCUGUCGGUGCUCCUGCUCUGCACAAGCUGCUCCUCUUCCUCCUCCUCCUCCUCCUCCUCAUCAACAUCAGCCUCAUCAGAGGUGAGGAACAGCAGUGAUGAGAGGCAGGUACCAGGCCACAACCAGGGCAGUGAUUCUGCUCUCGUGUCGGAGGGCUUUGGACCGGGUCCAGUUGAAGCGGUGUCACCGGUCUGCGCCUACAGAGUGAUCGAGGGGGGCAUUUCCGGUCAGCUUUGUUUCAGACGCACAGCCUUGGGGUACAAGUGUCGGAAGGAGGACUGCAGGACCCGGGUGUCUUUGGGGACUCUCGUGGCAAACGUCCUCAUCAAUGGCAGCGUACUGUUACAGUGGACUCAUGAGGGAGACCGGGACGCGGGUCCUGGCCCCGGUCCAACKCUAUCCAGUCCUCUUUUCGGGGCACGACGCCACAGACGCGGAGGCUACGAGCUGAGCUGCUGGUGGAACGGAAGCUACACCCAGUUCGAGUGCGCCAGCGUGCGCCUGGGCUCGGGCUGCAGGGACUUCCUGCUGUCCGAGCUGCACGAGAGCAUCCCGUACCGGUUCUGUCUGCGUCCCCUGACCCGCUCCGAGCCGGACCUGAGGGGCGCCGAGCUACCGCCGUGGGACUGCGUGGAGUUCACGCUGCCGACGUCCGGGAUGCAGGACAUCGUGAUCGCCAUGACAACGGUGGGCGGAGCCAUCUGCGUGAUGCUGGUGAUCAUCUGCCUGCUGGUGGCCUACAUCACGGAGAACAUCAUGAGUCCCGCCACGCAACACGCAUACUCCUACCGCGCGCAUUCACGCCACUGAUGUACUAAUACACGACUCAUCUCACCUGUUGUGUACUAAUACACGACUCAUCUCCCCUGUUGUGUACUAAUACAUGACUCAUCUCACCUGUUGUGUACUAAUACACGACUCAUCUCCCCUGUUGUGUACUAAUACUCGACACGUCUCUCACCUGUCAUGUAGUAAUACAACACGUCUCCCCUGUCAUGUACUAAUACACAACACAUCUCACCUGUCAUGUACUAAUACACAACACAUCUCACCUGUCAUGUACUAAUACAUGACAUUGCACUUGUUGUGUACUAAUACACAACAUGUCUCACCUGUUGUGAACUAUACUUGACACGUCUCUGUUAUGUACUGAUACAUGACAUGUCUCACCUGCUGUAUACAAACACGUCUCACCCUUUGUGUACUACAGUAAUACAUGACACGUCUUACGUUCCAUGUACUAAUACACUACAUGUCUCAGCUGAAUAAUUUGAAGCGUUUAAUGGUAGAUUUAACAUUUCUUUUGACAACUUUAAUGAUUUUAAAACAAGAACUGGAUGUACAAGACUGAAUUUAUUUUGGGUUUUCUCUCCUUGGCAGAACUUGUAGAGUUCGUUUAAAUUCAUUGGUUUCAAGGCAAAAACAUAUCCACAAAUUUUAAAAUCUGGUUGAAGUUAGUGAUGUUCYACAGCACAGAUUUCCUUUCAGAUUCUGAGAGAAGCUCAGGCUGGUAUUGGCAAUACUGAGACAAUACUGAUAUUUUGUGCACUCCUGGAAAAUCUAGAAAAGUGUAUUUUAAAUAACCGCAAUGAAACAAUGAAGUAAAAUAAUAAAACCAUGAAAACAAAUCAUUGUAUAAUUAUCAAGAACUACGAUAAAAAUGAAAACUUGAGUGUGAAUUUAGGUUACAUGAACAUACAGUAUCAUGAAAAUACUGAACAUAUAACAUCUACAAGUGACUGACGUGCCAUUGCACUGCAGGCGGAAGAAAAAAUAGUUCCCACCAACAGCAUAUUUCAACAGUUUAGUUACUUUCCAUUGUGUUUCUGUUAAUGAUAUACAUAUCUGAAAUAACUGAAAUAUCAAAAUAUUGAAGUUUUGAUUUAGAAUUUUUUAGAGCAUAAAUUUCUAGUGUCGCGAUUUCAGUAUUGAGGCACAUAAAUAUGAAGAUGUUUGUUUUAUCCAGAAUCCACAGAUAUAUGUUUUUGUUGCCUGUUGGAAUUUGUCUCAGUUUUUGGUGUUGAUUUGAUAGGAAGUUCACUCACCAGGAGCACAGCAUGAUGCUACCACCACCAUGCUUGACACAGUGUUUUUAUGUUUGAAAACCUCACCAUGACUCCUUUCAUAUAUACUUCUGAUUAAUAGACUUUUUCUUUGUCUUGUCAGACCAUAAAACUUUACUCCUGAAGGCAUUUGGGUUGACCAUGUGGGCUUGAAGGAAAACUCUCUUCUCUGAAGAUAAUCUGGUGUUCCAACAGCUUUUAGUUUGUGUCAGGUUUGAUCUGAGCAUCAUCAUAACAUCAUAACAAAUAUCAGGGUCAAACAUGAGUAUUAUGCUGUCAAACAAACCUUUUUCAUGCAGACAUAAAGUGAAAGUACCAGCUGCAGUCAAUCAUGAUUUCUAAUGAGAAGUAAUUAGCCUUAUGUUGUGCUUUCUGCAUCCCUUUCUAAAAGAUUUAGGUGUAUUUCAGCUUGUAUGUUCAUUUUUGACCCUUUUGUGGAUUGGAAAAAAAUUCAUGAAAUGUUCAAACUUAUGCGUCGGGUCGUCGAGUCGAUCGACUCUGUACCAGAAAAAAGAACAAUUCAAAUCAUUAAAAUGUAAUUAACCGUCCAUGAGGAGUGGAUGUGAACCUUUGAUCUCACUGUGUGAUUUUCACUAUGAAACUGUUUUUUUAUGACUAAACUGAAGCACAAUUUUGCUGUGGCUCUGCAAACAGCAUGGCUUGCUAACCUCUGGCAGGGUGCACUGAACCAAAAGUAUUUAAAAAAAACUGUUAGUAGUUUACAGUUUUACAUUACUGUCUCUUUAAACAGCAAUACAAACAGCCUCAUCAGAACAAAAGUGUUUCUCUGAACGUUUUGUUGGAAUUAAACAAGAAUUAAACCACAUAAUAUCAACUCA
This is a messenger RNA of Austrofundulus limnaeus, 3128 nucleotides long. RefSeq names its product fibronectin type III domain containing 10 (gene fndc10). NCBI's taxonomy places the organism in Eukaryota, Metazoa, Chordata, Actinopteri, Cyprinodontiformes, Rivulidae. The record is from RefSeq and is a predicted model, not a curated record. The transcript is spliced from 2 exons. Bases 194 to 1036 code for a protein of 280 amino acids.